AUGAUCCAACCGAGAGACAUGCCCCUGUGCAUCGUUUGCGGAAAGAAGCCGUGCGGUGGCGAGGUGGAGCUGAAGGAUCCAUAUGAUGCGUGGUACCAGGAAGACCUCUCAUGGGGAAGGGACUGUUGGCCCUGCUGGUGCUUGUGCAUGGGUAUGCACUAUCAUCCCGGCUGCGAGUGUGACGAAUACUUUAGGCACGUGAGGUACGAAGUGAAGAUGUUAUUCUGUCGCAUGAAGUGCCUGGGGCGGGAUCAUGGUAAUGGCUUGCGCAACUGCAUCGGACUCAGCACUUGCUGUUGCUGCUGGAGCCACUAUCACUGUCCACGCCCUGAGAGUGCUCCAUUCUGCGUUUGCUUCAACCUAGGAGCGGAAUCCGGGUCAAAAGUCCAAUCUAUCCCGUAG
This is a messenger RNA of Symbiodinium sp. CCMP2456, 402 nucleotides long. Lineage: Eukaryota; Dinophyceae; Suessiales; Symbiodiniaceae. The record is from the annotation of a GenBank genome assembly.